AAGUAGACUAAAAAUUGUAACGUUACACUAUAAGCAUACUGCGGGCGACUGUUUCCAUGGAAACGAUCAACACUACCUAUACUGUCUUGGAGACGGGGGAGUCGCAUUGAUAAACAAAAAAAAUAGUUUAUCUAGAGAACAUUUCCUUUCUUGCUAAAACAAUUCUGCAGAUGACUGACCAAAAUGGACGAGGACGACGGGUCGGAUGUGGAAAACGGGGAGGAAACUCAGGAAGACGAGGACGACGAAGCAACAGAGGUUCGCCCCUUGGAUCAAGAUAUUAUCAUCCCCGGUCUCUCUUUGCUGUGCCGAACAGGGAAUGGAUUGAGACAUGCAUUCAUUAAAGUGGUUCUUAAGGACAAAAGACUAAGUGACAUCGCUGCUAUCAGCAAUUAUGUUCAUCUACGUUUCCUGGAUGUGUCCAACAACCGCAUUUCUGACCUUUCACCUCUGUUAUCUCUCACCCAGCUUCUUUGGCUCAAGGUCGACAAGAAUAUUGUAACAUGCUUCCAAGGACAAGCCUUUGCACAGCUGGUCUACCUGCAGUGGCUGAGUAUGGCUGCAAACCGUCUCACCGAUAUGGAUGGUCUUGUUGGACCAGCUUUGGAGAGUCUUAUCCUUUCAGACAACCGUAUACAGACGUUACAUGGUCUUGAAAGUAACCAUUUUUCUAAACUGGUCACUUUGGAGCUGAGGGGAAACCGUUUAAGUACAACUGAGGGCAUCAACCUUCCCAACCUGCAGCGAUUAUAUCUGGCCCAAAAUUCUAUUAAACAUCUUGAGGGCUUGGAUAAGUUAGAGAGCCUCACCACCCUUCACCUCCGUAAAAACAAACUAACCAACGUAGAAGGGCUCAGCUCCAACAUGAAAUGUCUCCAGUACAUCAACAUCAGAAGCAAUGAUAUCUUAGAUGAGACCUGCCUGAGUUCCCUUGGCCAUGUGUCAAAAACCCUGCGGGUUGUGGUCCUCUCUGAAAAUCCACUGGACGGCAACACAGACUACCGGCCGUACAUCCUGACUCUCAUCCCAAAACUGGAGCGUCUUGACAAAGAGCCUAUCUCCCUUGAGGAGCGGGCUGAAGUCUGGAAGACAGUCAAUGAACUCAAAGAAGAAGACUAAGUCAAACUUUUGCAGUCAAUGAACUUCCUGGAAAAGAUAGGCUUAGGAUGGCCAAUCCAAUCCAAUCUACUUCAUUUAUAUAGCACAUUUAAACAAGAAAAUUUUUUCCAAAGUGCUGCACAAAAAUAUUAAAAACAAGAUUCAAAUAUUAUCCUUAGCUCCACCAAUGACUGAAUAAAAACAAAAUAAAUAAAUAUAAAACCAAUAUAAAAAUAAAUAUGAUUUAACACGAUUUUAAAGGGUAAAACCAAUUAAAACAAUAAAUAGAAAUUACAAUUUUAAAACACAGAGGACCACACAAGUCACAUAGUGUUAAAAGCCAGAGAAUUAAAAGUGGGUCUUAAGACGAGACUUAAAACUUGCAUGUAUCAUAUGUUAUUGUUGUGUUUCGCUGUCUAUUAAGUUUGAAAUGCUUCAAUUCAUGUAGUCAUGACAUAAAUCGAGUCACAUGACUUGGACUCGCGUUAGACUCGAGUCAUGAAUUUGAUGACUUUAGACUCGACUUGACAGAAUGUAAAGAGACUUGCAACUCGACUUAGACUUUAACAUCAAUGACUUGUGACUUCACUUGGACUUGAGCCUUUUGACUUGACAUGACUUGCUACUUUCCCCAAAACCCAAAGAUUAAAAAGUUAUUCAGGA
This is a messenger RNA of Nerophis lumbriciformis (worm pipefish), 1761 nucleotides long. RefSeq names its product leucine rich repeat containing 23 (gene lrrc23). Lineage: Eukaryota; Metazoa; Chordata; Actinopteri; Syngnathiformes; Syngnathidae. Gene Ontology annotation, molecular function: protein binding. The record is from RefSeq and is a predicted model, not a curated record. Gene Ontology annotation, cellular component: cytoplasm.